This is a messenger RNA of Salvia splendens (bonfire salvia), 1902 nucleotides long. Its product is annotated as general transcription and DNA repair factor IIH subunit TFB2-like. Gene Ontology annotation, cellular component: transcription factor TFIIH core complex; transcription factor TFIIH holo complex. The transcript has 16 exons. The coding region runs from base 321 to 1682 and encodes 453 amino acids. NCBI's taxonomy places the organism in Eukaryota, Viridiplantae, Streptophyta, Magnoliopsida, Lamiales, Lamiaceae. The record is from RefSeq and is a predicted model, not a curated record. Gene Ontology annotation, molecular function: ATPase activator activity; double-stranded DNA binding. Gene Ontology annotation, biological process: nucleotide-excision repair.
AAUCGAGCGAAAGAAAAAAAACCGUAUUAUACACCUCUGUCUCUGCAACUCCACCACCUCCUAAUCUGCCUCGCCGCCAUCUCCGCCUCCGGCCACCGACGAUUCUACUCCGACUAUUUUCCCUCUGUCUGCUGUAUUCUCUAAUUUCACAAGCUUUUGAUUAAAAAAUACAUCAAUUGGACAUAGACUGUGAUUCCGGAAGACAGUCAUUGUUGGAUUGAAUUUGAAGAAGUAGAGAAAUCGUUGCAAGCAAUUCCUCUUUGCCAUCAACAUCUACAGAUAUAUAAGCUCAAGUAGGAGAAUUACAUUGGUCGGACAAGAUGCCGCAAGUGAGGAUUGUGGCUAGGAAUUUUAUGGAUAUGGUGGCAUCCUUGCCUCCGGUGAAACUUGACAAGCUGUAUGAAAACUCAUUCAUAUGCGAAGCCAUCUUGAGAUCUUUGCCUCCACUAGCAAAAAAGUAUGUGCUGCAGCUUCUGUAUAUAGAGGGACCAGUAUCAGCAAAGUGGCUGGAGGAAUGGGUUCUUGCUGACGGUGCCUCGAAGCAUAAAGUAGCUAUAGACAGGCUGAUUCAGCUGAGAGUCCUGACUGAAACUGUUGAACGGAAGAAAGAAGCUACUUACCUAUUUAAUCCGCCAUUUCAGCGGAAUCUCCAGAAGCACAUACUGCGUGGUGGAGUUUCACCUAGGGAACCGAUGCCGUCAAACGUCACAGUGAGGCUUCCUAGUACGGAGGAAUUAGAUGCCUAUGCUGUCGAACAGUGGGAGUUGUUUUUGCUGCACCUAAUAAACUCCACCGAAGUGGAAAGGUCGAUGAACAUAAGCUCCUCGAUGAUGAAAGUCUUCCAGCAUGGUCUUCUCAGUCAAAAAGAUGAUAAGGAACCUUCAAGAUUGACGGAGAGUGGCUUCCAGUUUCUGCUGAUGGACACAAAUGCACAACUUUGGUACAUAAUUAGAGAAUAUAUAACUAACUGUGAGGAACAAGGUGUGGAUACAGCUGACCUUAUAUCAUUUCUGUUGGAGCUCAGCUUUCAUGUUAUGGGAAAGGCAUAUAACCUAAACACGUUGUCAGAUAUACAGAGGACCAUAGUAAAGGAUCUUGUUGAUUUGGGAUUGGUAAAGCUCCAGCAGGGCAGGAAGGAGAGUUGGUUUAUUCCUACUAAACUAGCUACCAAUCUCUCCAUUAGCCUAGCGGAUACGGCAACCAGAAAACAGGGCUUUGUUGUUGUGGAAACGAACUUUCGGCUAUACGCAUAUUCAACAUCUAAAUUGCAUUGUGAGAUCUUGCGCUUGUUUGCAAGGAUCGAAUACCAGCUACCUAACCUUAUUGUUGGCGCUAUCAACAAAGAGAGCUUGUAUAAAGCAUUUCUAAAUGGCAUUACAGCGGAGCAGAUAGUGUCGUUUCUUCAGCAGAAUGCUCAUCCUCGAGUUGCGGAGAAGAUACCUACUGUGCCCGAAAACGUCACCGAUCAGAUUAGGUUGUGGGAAGCAGAUUUGAAUAGAGUGGAGAUGACUCCUGCGCAUCUUUAUGAUGAAUUCCCAUCAAGGGAUGUCUUCGAAGCCGCCUGCGACUUUGCACGAGAAUACGGGGGCUUACUGUGGGAGAACUCGAAGAAGAUGCGGCUCGUUGUCAAGGGAGAAAUCUUCACGCAGAUGAAAGAAUUCCUGCGCCGGCAGAAGCAAUAGGUUACUCUGUUGAAACUUCAACAACUGGAAAAUUUCUUCAUCCCAAAAUCCAAGGAAGCUGGGGAUCAUCUUGCAUUUCUAUAUCUUUUCAGAAAACAGUUUCACAUCAAUUUUAACGCUAAAUUUAGUUGUAAGAAGUCAAGGAACACCAAAAAUAUAACACAAUUGUGAAAAAAAAUAUCCAUAUUUUAAAUGAUUAUAACUAUCUCAAUUCAAAUUA